Messenger RNA from Serpula lacrymans var. lacrymans S7.9, 1067 nucleotides. RefSeq lists its product as uncharacterized. NCBI's taxonomy places the organism in Eukaryota, Fungi, Basidiomycota, Agaricomycetes, Boletales, Serpulaceae. Bases 447 to 692 code for a protein of 81 amino acids. The record is from RefSeq and is a predicted model, not a curated record. The transcript has 8 exons.
UAGUUCUUCUCUAUUACCUGUGAGAGGCACAUAUGCGGUUGCGAUAUGUGUCAUCUCCAUGCAACACCCAGGUCAAGAUUGUACUAUAUGGGCUAGCUAAUCCUAAUAUCUGCGUGCGACUGUGUAGUUGGUUUUUUUUAUUAAUUGUUAAGGCUGCCGUGUGGGCUGGCUUGAUUGUCAACUUCAGUCCUUGCGAACCACUGUGUUGGUUUCUAUUAUCAUAACCUAUUGCAUAGCUUAAUUGUUCACUUUAUUCUCUGCGUACUGCAGUGCUGGUUCCUCUCUAUUGCCUGUCAAGAUCGCUGCAUGGAUUAAAUCAAUUGCCAGCUUCAAUCCAUGCGUACUAUCAUGCUGGUCUUUACUAUCAUAACCUCUCAAGAUUGCUAGCGGGCUAAUCUCACGUGUACUGGGAUUCUCGUGUCUACAGGAGGAAGCAGGUUGCGUUGAUGUUUGACGUUCAUACUCUCACUCUUUUUUAUGUAUGGACGGGACCUCACGCAUCUUUGCAGCUCAUCAUUUACAAUGCGAUGACGUUCAGCGAAGAAAUCGACGCGGUUCGGACAUAUCACUUCAUCAUUACUUUUAACCUGAGGAUCCUACAACUUGCUCACAUCUACUGGGUUGACAUUGUGAUGCGACGCAAAUACCCCAUUGUGGAAGGCCCAUGGUAUCAGUCAGCAACUUCAAGAUAAGAUCGAAGUUGAACGGGGAUUUGUACACGCUGGCCACGAAACGACACAUGUCUCAGAACAUCGUGAAAUGAUUCGAUUCUUGAAUGAUACCCCUACGUUGGGCAGUAGUGGAUAACUUCGAUGGCCUGAGAUGUAUUUAUGUUUUGUCUAUGGCAAUCGAUUAACAGCAAUCGUAGACUCCUCAUUUAACCAGAUUUCACGACCUUUCUAUGCUGCCACUAGUACCCACCACUAAAAUGGACCACAAUGGGUGUUGGUCCGAAUAGGUCUUGCCAGUGUGAGGUAGGAAUCUGGUUAGAUGGCCUCAGUCAUGAUCCGGAUUCUGUGUGGAAUGAAUGAGUUUGUGCACAUUAUGAUAUCGUGGCAUGGCUCCGC